AUGCUCCGCCGGCCGCCCACGACCCUGGCCAUCACGGCCGAGGACGUAGCCGCCUACGAGGACCGCGCCGAGCGCCGCGCCCUCGCGCAGCAGCACCACCAACAGCUCCAGCAGCACCACCACCACCACCACCAGCAACAACGACAGCAGCAGCAAAUGCCCCUCUCCUCCGAUGACGACGAGCCCGUCGGCGACUACGAGCUAGACUACGAGGAAGAAGAAGGGGAAGAGGAGACGGAGGAGGAGGCCGCGCGCCGCCACUACCAGCACCAGAACGGCGGAGGCGGCAUGAUGGCGAUGAUGAUGGCCGUCGACGAGCACCACCACCAGGAGUACCAGCACCAGCACCAGCCGUCGCCGCCGCACGCGCAGGUCGUGCAGCACAACCGCGAGGUGCGGCAGCGCCUGCAGCAGCGGAUCUACGGGGACGGCGCCGCGGGGCCGCACCGGCCGCAGCAGCAGGCGCAGCAGCAGCAGCAGCAACAACAACACGCGAGGCAGCAGCAGGGCGGGCAUGCGCGGGCCGGGCCGGAAGCGACCCGGGCGACGAGGAGCCGCGACGAGAGGAUCACGGGCGCUCCGAGCGGUGCUGGUACUGGUGCUGGCGGCGCGGCGGGGAGGAGACGCGGCUGA
Messenger RNA from Thyridium curvatum, 633 nucleotides. RefSeq lists its product as uncharacterized. NCBI's taxonomy places the organism in Eukaryota, Fungi, Ascomycota, Sordariomycetes, Thyridiales, Thyridiaceae. Gene Ontology annotation, biological process: anaphase-promoting complex-dependent catabolic process. Bases 1 to 633 code for a protein of 210 amino acids. The transcript has a single exon. Gene Ontology annotation, cellular component: anaphase-promoting complex. The record is from RefSeq and is a predicted model, not a curated record.